Molecule: messenger RNA, 1008 nt
Organism: Penicillium chermesinum
Lineage: Eukaryota; Fungi; Ascomycota; Eurotiomycetes; Eurotiales; Aspergillaceae
Exons: 2
Coding region: 1-1008 (335 amino acids)
Cellular component (GO): lipid droplet; endoplasmic reticulum membrane; mitochondrial outer membrane
Molecular function (GO): 3-beta-hydroxysteroid 3-dehydrogenase (NADP+) activity
Source: RefSeq, a predicted model, not a curated record
AUGGGUGGAUCAGUCGUCAUCACAGGAGCCAAUGGCUCUCUAGCACUGGGAUUUGUAGAGGCAUUCCUCAAGUCAUAUCCCCAGUAUACUCUCAUUGCCGCGGUACGAAACACAUCCACGAAAGAGGACGCCAACACAGCGAAACUCGCCAGCUUGAUCGCCAGGUAUCCCAAGGCCAAAGCUCACAUUGAGAGCAUUGACCUGGGUAGUUUGGUGAGCACACGGUCAUUCGCAGACAACAUCGCAGCACGAAUUGCUUCCAAAGAGCUUCCACCCAUAGUAGCGAUCAUAUGCAACGCGUUCACCUGGUCGUUGGAAUCCGGCCAAAAGUUCACGGUGGACGACAUGGAGGCCACGUUCCAGGUUGGCCAUCUGUCUCACUACCUGUUAGUUCUUAAACUGCUCGGCAGUAUGGAUGUCAAAUCGGGACGCGUCGUUCUGCUUGGAUCAAUUGUUCACUUUGACCUUCCGAAUCCGAUCUCGUCUCUCGUGGCUGGGUUUCCGGAGGACUUUGACAAGCUUGUUACACCGGACGCAGACCCAUCGGAUCUGAUCCACGACAGAGGAUUUCAGCGAUAUGCAAACGCUAAGCUUGCCAAUAUCACUUUCCUCUAUGAUUUGAACAAAAGACUUGAGAAGGAUCCCAAGCUAUCCAAUAUCACAGUGACAGCAAUGGACCCAGGCGGCCUUCCGGAUUCCCGUUCGCAGGCCGGACAGAAGAGAGCUGUGAGGGGCUUUUUUGCGCUCAUUAAUGUGCUAAUGCCUGCUCUGAAGUAUUUUACCUCACAGUUUCGGACAACUCGGGAUGCUGGUCGGGAUCUCGCUACAUUGAGUCUCGAUCCAAGCUUCAAAGGCAAAAGAGGUUACUAUAUUGGCACGAGGGAAGGCACUCCUUCGAAGGUAGCGAUGGCAGAGGAAGUACAGAAGAAGCUCUGGGAUGGGUGCUGGAAAUGGGCUAAUCUCACCCCAGAAGAAACUGUCCUUCAGAACUCAGCCUCAAAUCCUUAA